AUGGCACAAAUAUCUCAGCCAGCGAAUGGCGCUGCUACCGAUCCUACCGCGCCCGAAAAGCGAAAACGUACCAAGUAUGCAGCGAAGGCUUGUGUUGAAUGUAAACGACGAAAGGUCAAAUGUUGUGGUGAGCAGCCAUGUCAGCGGUGUCGCCGGCGUCUGAUGGACUGUGUUUUUGCGGUGGACGAUGCUACUGCGGAUAGUCGAAAUAUCGAAAAAUUGCUUGAGCAAAUUUCCAAGAUGCAGACGCAAAUUGACAGUCUGACCGGAACUGUGGAAUCGUUCAACUCGGCAGCACCGCCAUCUCCAAAGAGGCGAAGACUGUCGCGUGCCACAAUUUCCGGUCCUGCUAAUAACCUCAAGUCUGAAAGGUCACAAUCAUCUUCCACGACAGAGAAAAUCUCUUUUCAUGGUCUAACCACCUCUUCAUUCAAUUUCGGAAUCGCGCGACAAACGCUGCGGAGUAGAGGGAUCACGGAAGUUGGCGGCGGCGUAAGCGGUAGCGACGACGUGGACGACUACAGUCUAAGCCAUGGAGGCGUACUGGAAGAAAACGCCGUCUCAACACGAGAUGCCUCGCCCAUGCCCUCGCCAUCGAUCACACCGCAUCGCGACGACCAUCACCAUCAACGAUCAUCUUCCACCAUUGAUCCACUAUGGGGCAUCAACCGCGAAGAGGCCAUUCGGUUAUGUCAUGUCUACGAAGAGGAAAUGGGUAUCAUGUAUCCUGUAAUAAACAUCGAGACCGCUAUCAGUCAGGUCAAUGCUCUGUACAACCAUCUGAGUCCCUUGUCGUCAUCGAACGAGCUUGCGACAAAGGAAGAGCCGCUUUCAGAUGAUGAUAUCAAUAUACUGAAGCUGGUGUUUGCGUGCGCUUUGACUGCUGAAGCGAAUGGGAAUAGUGACUUGGCUAUGAGGAUCUUCCGGGGUGUGAGAGACGUUGCUUCAGAUGUGAUAUGGCAGCCGCCGAAUAUCAAGAGGCUGAUUUUUAUCACUCUUGUGUCAAUAUACCUUUUCCAGAUAGAUGAAGAGGCAACAGCAUGGCGGACUAUUGGAACAGCACAACGUUUAUGCUUGGAGAUGGGUCUUCAUCGGUCAGAAACGUAUCCCCAGCCUGCGAUUGUGUCACACGGAAAGGAAGGCGUCUUGAACCUGUUCUGGUCUGUGUACACAUUGGAUAUCAGGUUUAGUAUGGGCACCGGGAUGCCAUACCAUCUGGACUCUAGCGACAUAGAUCCGUCACUUCCACGGCCAUCCAACGUCCCAUACCUAAAUACAAUGAUCAGCUACAACCGCAUUGCUGAACGAGUCUGGCGCUUCAUCACAUCACCAAACCGCAACCAGCACUCCCGCAAGGAAGAAAUGGCCUAUCUAGACUGGCAAGUCACGCAAUGGUACAAUUCUGUCCCGGAGUUUCUGAAAAUAACCAAUCCUGCCAUCACUUCCACAAACAUGCUACACGAUCAACUAAACCAAGACGGACCUCGGAGUACUCGCCGGCUCAAAGCGCUGUUGUAUCUUCGCGCCAAUUUGAUGAAGAUUCUCAUCUACCGACCCAUCCUCUAUACACCCUCUCAAAUUGCACAAUCACCCGUCGAAGCCUCGGCCGUCGUCGAAAUUGCUAAAGACACAAUUUGUUUCAUCACGCACCUCAACAACUCCACAGACAUUUACCAGCUACAACAAAUCACAUUCAACUGGUUUCUGAUUUCUGCGCUGGCCGUACUGUUUUUGGCGGUGGCGCAUGCACCAGCUCAGUUUACGAGUGCGUGUAAGGAUGAGUUUUAUAUGGCGCUCGGUUUGAUUGAAGGGUUCUCGAUGCAUUCGUAUAUCUCGCAAAGAUUGUGGAAGUCGAUCAAAGGGUUGCGAAAGUUGGGCCCGAAGAUUGGGCUUGCUGCGAAGCCGGCAGAUCAGAAUCAGACUGUGGUGAGGCCGCGAAGGAGAUCGCAACAAGAAGCACCACCACCGCAACAGCUGCAGCAGAAACACCAAGAGCAGAAACAGCAAUCAAUAGUAAACUAUCCCGGCACAGCUGCAAUCAACACAAUGCCCCAAGAAGGUGGAGCAAGUAGCAUGCCGACCUACAUGCCAACCUCAACCGAGUCACGUUUCCAUCACCACCACCAACAACAACAACAAUCUCUACAAAUCCCACCCGCACCACCAACCGCAACAGCAUCAACAUCAACGCUUACAGACCUCCAACCCUCCCCCGACGAUUUCCUGCUCAUGGACGGCACACAAAUGAGCCGCGAACUGAUGGACUGGUUCGAAGCAAUGGGCGAGCCCCAAAAUAGCAUAUUCGAGACCCUCAACAACGGUCCUACAACCAACAACUUGAAUCUCUAUAAUAGUCACGGAAGCGCUGAAAAUGGGAUGAUGAUCAUGGAUCCGGCUGCUACUGCAGGUAUUAAUGGUGCAGGCUGGAAUGGGAUACUGACCGAUACGACAUCGUGGCCGGCGACGGAUGAUCUCAUGUUUGGAUAUGGAAGCGAUUUGGCGAAUAUCCUGAAGGAUUGUUUCUAG
This is a messenger RNA of Talaromyces amestolkiae, 2526 nucleotides long. RefSeq lists its product as uncharacterized. Gene Ontology annotation, molecular function: RNA polymerase II cis-regulatory region sequence-specific DNA binding; zinc ion binding; DNA-binding transcription factor activity, RNA polymerase II-specific. Gene Ontology annotation, biological process: DNA-templated transcription; positive regulation of transcription from RNA polymerase II promoter by galactose. Gene Ontology annotation, cellular component: nucleus. The transcript has 5 exons. Bases 1 to 2526 code for a protein of 841 amino acids. Lineage: Eukaryota; Fungi; Ascomycota; Eurotiomycetes; Eurotiales; Trichocomaceae. The record is from RefSeq and is a predicted model, not a curated record.